ACUUCGGUUAGCAGUGUUAAAAUGGUGGCCGGUGUGUGUAAUUUGAACUUCCCCAAAUCUGUAAAAUUUGCCCUAAAUAUAUCCACUGAAUCCGAAGCUGUAUUCUUGUUAGAGUCAUUGGCAUCCAAUACCAUCUUUUCUCUUCCGUUUCGGUUGGGGAACUGCGGGCCAUUGAGAGAUGGGGCUUCUGAGCAUCAUUCGAAAGAUCAAGCGCAAAGAGAAAGAGAUGCGAAUACUCAUGGUGGGACUUGAUAACUCCGGGAAGACGACAAUUGUCCUGAAAAUUAACGGAGAGGACACAAGCAUUAUUAGUCCUACGCUUGGUUUCAACAUCAGGACCAUCACAUACAACAAGUAUACACUUAAUAUAUGGGAUGUUGGGGGCCAAAAGACGAUAAGGUCCUAUUGGAGGAACUACUUUGAGGAAACCGAUGGUCUGGUAUGGGUUGUUGACAGUUCUGAUCUGAGAAGGCUAGAUGACUGCAAGCUUGAAUUGCAUAAUCUUUUGAAGGAAGAGAGGCUAGCAGGGGCAUCAUUACUGAUUCUAGCAAAUAAACAGGACAUACGAGGUGCUCUUUCACCAGAUGAAAUAGCUAAGGUGCUCAACCUCGAGGCCAUGGAUAAAAGCCGGCACUGGAAGAUUUUCGGAUGCAGUGCAUACACUGGCGAGGGCCUGCUCGAGGGAUUUGAUUGGUUGGUUCAGGACAUUGCCUCUCGAAUCUACAUGCUCGAUUAAGUGAUGUCCAUGGUUGAAACAUCUUUUAGCUUGUAUAACCAAGUGGAGGCUUCCUUUUUGAAAUUAAAUUGAGCUUUGGCUAAUAGCAUACGCCUGAGCUCGUAUUGUUCUCAAAAUUGUUAUUGGCAAUAUGGUUUAAGUACGGCCAAUGUGAAGAUAGCUUUGAAUGGCAAGGAGUUUUCCUGUUUGGUAGAAGCAGAACUCAGUUCAGUUGUAAUUCACCCUUAUGCAGGCUGCUUAUGUGCAAACAUCAUCACUUGAAGGACC
This is a messenger RNA of Diospyros lotus (date-plum), 1003 nucleotides long. Its product is annotated as ADP-ribosylation factor-like protein 2. Lineage: Eukaryota; Viridiplantae; Streptophyta; Magnoliopsida; Ericales; Ebenaceae. Gene Ontology annotation, molecular function: GTPase activity; GTP binding. The coding region runs from base 179 to 736 and encodes 185 amino acids. The transcript has 5 exons. Gene Ontology annotation, biological process: protein folding. Gene Ontology annotation, cellular component: microtubule cytoskeleton; cytoplasm. The record is from RefSeq and is a predicted model, not a curated record.